AUGACAAAAACUACAGCAGCCGAUGAAAUAUUCUCCGACGAAUCAAGUUUCUACGGCGACGACGAUGAAAAGGCCCAACUAGAAGCCCAAGUCUCAUCCUACGAUCCAGAGCCAUUCUGGGUAGAAACCCACCAGAAGCAACUAUCAACCAUCCAGCAGCAACUGCGCGCACCCCCGCCACGCGCAAAGAGGGCAUCAUCAGACGUGUCUAUGGAAGAUGCAUCCCCAGAACCAUCCAGCACACCGCGCAACCAGCGCGGGAAGACCGAGCCCAUAGCUCGAUUCUUAUCGCGUCUUCCACCCUCAACAACAGAAUCCACAAGCGUAGGCCCCUGGAUCUGGAUGUUCAAUCCGCAUGUGUCGCCGUCGCGGCGAAGUGGGGAUGUUCCCACUCUGCUCCGCAAAGGUAGGGAGCUUCUCCAGGAGUUCGAGAAUGAGAGUGCGAUGCUGCGUGAAGCACAUGAUAAGUCUGGUGCGAAGACUACGGCUGCUUUGACUCGUAAGCUGAAUCCGAUGCGGAAGGAGCUUGAGAAGGGGAUUCUUGAUCUGGCGAGGGAGACGGGUGUUACGGAUGGGAAGUGGAUGCUUUUUCCGACUGUUGAUCGGGUUGAUGAGUUCUGGGAGAUUGUUGUUAGGGCUAUGGAGAAGGGAGAGCUUGGGGAUGCGGCGAAAGUUGCUACUGAUGAUGGGUCUGGGUCUGGACAGAGUCGGUUAAUAUGUGUUUACACGCCUGAUUUUGGGGAUGUUGAGGAUGUUAAGCGGGUUGUGAGUCGGUUGGUUGAUAUCGGGCUUGUUGGGAAGGGGCCUCGCGGUGUUUAUUACAAGUCUGAUGCGUUUACUCAUCUGGAGAUCAACUCUAAGAAUGAGUAUGGGCUGAAGGCGAGUAUGUAUUCGAGUCGGGAGAUGCUUGAGGGGAAGUAG
Messenger RNA from Penicillium coprophilum, 921 nucleotides. RefSeq names its product DUF1917 domain-containing protein. NCBI's taxonomy places the organism in Eukaryota, Fungi, Ascomycota, Eurotiomycetes, Eurotiales, Aspergillaceae. The transcript has 2 exons. The coding region runs from base 1 to 921 and encodes 306 amino acids. The record is from RefSeq and is a predicted model, not a curated record.